UUUUUCACAAAUUACGUGAAACUAAGUGAUUUUUGUCUUCUGAUCGUACAAUCCUGAGCAAUGGACAGGUCACCUGCCAAUGAUCUUCCUGAUCUUGACUUUUCAAGCCCAGGAAACACUAACAAACAUGUUGUGGUUGUGAUGGAUGGGAUGACAGAGUUCACCACUGAUACUCUUCAGUGGGCACUUGAUAAUGUCGUUACUGCUGGCUGCAUACUCACUCUUCUUGGAGUCAUGCCAUGGCUUAACAUUCCACUGUUUUUGAAGACAAGAAAUGAUUUUUGGACGGAGGAAUUGGAAGAUGCACCACCAGUGAAGGAGAAAAAUGGGUGUGGAAAUGAUGCCAAGUAUCUGAAGCGUCAAGCUGUUAUAGAUCUUUGCAGAAAAUACGGGGUUGUACCACAGAAGAAAAUUGUAAUGGGUUAUCCUCAACGACUGUUGGUUGUGGAGCAAGUUGCCACCCUUUGUCCAACAUGGGUGGUCUUUGACGGAUCACAUAAAAGGAACAAAGAUUUCUAUGCUAAAAAAAUUCCAUGCAACAUUUUCAUGGUGAAUGAUGAUGGAAGGGUUGACAUGAUCAAAAGCAGGCAGAUGAGUCAUAACGGCGAAAGCAUUUCUACAGAAUUGGCACUGUCUACGCCUCAAAUGACAGUUUCAGAGGAAUCAAAGGAUACUAAUAAGUGAAGAGAAGAUAUGGAUGACAAAACCAGCACUUUGUUCGUUAGGAAAAAUCACUUGCUCAACUAAAAGCACUAGUCACGCACGGAUAUAUUAUAUACCACCACACACUUGACAAUUAAGGGUGUUGAAACCUAAACUCACAGAAAUAGUGACCAGAGUGUUCGAUCGAUCGCAUACUAUUUUCAGAUAUAUGUAAUAAAAGUGUAAAAGUCUCUUUUACACUUGUUAAUCAUAAAUCGUCAUACGAUAAGUUUAUUUAUUUUUAUAUAAUUAUUUUAAAAAUUAUGUC
Molecule: messenger RNA, 970 nt
Organism: Glycine soja
Lineage: Eukaryota; Viridiplantae; Streptophyta; Magnoliopsida; Fabales; Fabaceae
Exons: 4
Coding region: 61-684 (207 amino acids)
Biological process (GO): aromatic amino acid biosynthetic process
Molecular function (GO): oxidoreductase activity; 3-dehydroquinate synthase activity
Source: RefSeq, a predicted model, not a curated record